Messenger RNA from Funneliformis geosporum, 456 nucleotides. NCBI's taxonomy places the organism in Eukaryota, Fungi, Glomeromycota, Glomeromycetes, Glomerales, Glomeraceae. The record is from the annotation of a GenBank genome assembly.
AUGACUUACGUCACAAGACUAUCUGUUAAAAAGAACCUACGGCAACGAAGAGAAAUAAAUAACAACAAGAGCAAGAGUGUCGAGAAAGGACGCACCAAUAAUCAACAAAAAAGAAAGGGUCCUUUAUCACAACAAAAACCAAAGUUUGUUAAAGUAUAUAUUAAUGAUAUUUUAUCUAUGAAAAUUGAGAAAGGUGAAGAAUACGUUUUAUUAGCUUAUUCUGAUUCAAACUUGGUUCCAGAUUGGCAACCAAUGCGUAAUCUUAGAAAUGCUAAUGCUCUCGUCGAAAAAUUCAAAAAACGUCAGUCUUUGAUCUCUAAUUUGAAUAAGAUUAUAAUCAACGUUAAUGGUGGCGAUUAUACCGAAGUUACACAUACAAUUAUAAAACCAGAUAAAUUUUCCAAUGAUUCGAGUUCAAAAUCAAGUGUAGAUGGUGAUGAUAUUGAAAUGAAAUAG